UUGUUGGCAUUUAUAGGGCCACAUCCCCACUUUGUGGUUCUCAAUUUUAGUCUCAAAAUAAUGAUACAAAUAUAUAUUAAAUCAAUAUAUAUAGUCUUUAGUUCAUACCUAUUUUCAUUUACUUCCGAAAAAAGUUGAAAAACUAACUAUGCCUUUGUUCCACAGAAUUGAGAUAUUUCAAGUGCUAUGAAGGCCAGGUGUAUCUCAUUCUUUCUUUGAUUUUCUGAUGGCACUUACGGCAAACAAAGUUUCAAGCGGUCCUAUCUUGACUAAUAGAGCAACACUUUGUAGAUCACAUGGAUCUUCAUCACCAAGGAUAAACAGAAUACAGUUUUCAAAGGGUAGACUCGAAAACGGACAUCUGAACAACGAUUCUGUCCUCAAUGAGAGAUCAACCUUAUCGAAUGACUGGUUUCGGUUUGUCAAUGGAAGAAAUCCAGUUAGUUUAAUCUCCAAGACAUCUUCUGUCUCAUGUAAAUCAACAGGAGCAAAUAAUACCGAAGAAAAAGAAUGUGUUACAACUUAUGAUGAUGUUUCUGAUUUAACUAGGAGACAUGCCGAAGAUGAGAAAAAUGACCGUGCUCGUUCUGUUCGUGGCCUGUCUGAAGCUUAUAGAUUUGCCUGUAACGAUGCAAAGUUUCUCUCACGUGGCAUAAUGAGGAUGGAUGAGCGUGCGCGCCAAGAUGUUGCCUUUUUAGGGACAGAAUUUCUCAAACUUGAUGCUCGGGCAAGAAAGGAUACUGAGAAAAUCGACCGUGGAGUCAAAGAAAAAGCUAAGCGCCUUAAUCGUAUUGCUACUAUCUUGAAGGAUAUCGCUCAGACCAGAUUGAAAAGUGCUGCCGAUGAGCACUGGAGUGACGGGGCCUUAGAGGCUGAUUUGCGCCUUGCUGACUUCCGAGCCAAACAACGUGCCAUGGAAGAUGCCCUUAUGUCUUUGGAGCUGAUCAAAAACAUCCAUGAUAUGAUGGUGAGCAAGACGUAUAACUUUCCUAUUUUCAGAGAUAAGGGCUCUCUUUCAGAAAAUAAUGUCAGAGGUCGAAUCAUGCUUGAAAAGAACGGAAGAACCACAAAUUCCUUUCCUGGGGAUGUGACGGCAGAACGGAUCACUGCCCUUCAGGAAGCUUACUGGAGUAUGGCAUCAGCACUUUCUGAAGCAGAUGGAAUUGAUUACACUGAUCCUGAAGAGCUUGAGUUGUUGAUCACAACUCUUAUAGACCUUGAUGCAAUGGAUGGUAAACAAAGCGUGUCUUUGUUGGCAGAGUGCUCGAGUUCCCCCGAUGUCAGUACUAGACGAGCUUUAGCCAAGGCACUGGCGGCAGCACCGUCUAUGUGGACUCUUGGAAAUGCAGGGAUGGGGGCAUUACAGAGGCUGGCCGAGGAUAGCAAUCCAGCCAUUGCAGCUGCUGCAUCCAAAGCUAUUUAUGAACUGAAAAAGCAAUGGGAAAUAGAAGAAGGGGAUAGUUGGAGGUUUAUGAUGGGUGAAAGCACCAAGGAAGAAAAUGAAACCUGAAAAUCUAAUAAUUAAAAUGAUACCAAUUGAGAAAUUAUUUAAAACUUUACACUGUACAGCCUGAAUGCCUUCCCAGAAUUAAAUCUAAUGUAGGAUUAACGGAUCCAGAUUGGUUGCAGUCACAAAAUCAUGCAGUCACUAUUGUCGGUAAACGUCGAUUAUUAGAUGAAGACCGAAUGGUUUGUGUUUUAACCAUCCAAUCUUCAACGUACGGCCGAGAUGACUACUGCAAGAAAUGUUGACUGCAUGCAGUCCAUUUCAAGGAUUAACCCAUAUGAUCAUUGUAAGAUGCCAAUAUGGUGGUUAUAUGCAUUAUUAUUUCCUCAUAUAUAGAUGCAUAUUUGUAAGUUGUAACUAUACUUGUUGUAAUGUAAGGACUUUCCUACAUAAUUUGCUCAACAGCUAUGCUUUUAUCUGGGUUGUUUA
Medicago truncatula (barrel medic) is the source of this 1936-nucleotide messenger RNA. RefSeq names its product senescence-associated protein AAF, chlorolplastic. The transcript is spliced from 13 exons. Gene Ontology annotation, biological process: cellular response to oxidative stress; leaf senescence. Bases 227 to 1510 code for a protein of 427 amino acids. Lineage: Eukaryota; Viridiplantae; Streptophyta; Magnoliopsida; Fabales; Fabaceae. Gene Ontology annotation, cellular component: chloroplast. The record is from RefSeq and is a predicted model, not a curated record.